AUGGCCCUCAACAUAGCCUUCCUAAACAACCUUGGAGAAAGUAUUUUAAAAUUUUUUAACCCCAAUUUGAAGUAUGGCAGAAGAGUUACCAGAAACUGGUUCAUGAUGAACCCGACCCAUUUCUUUAUGGCCUUUUUCUUUUAUGUCCUGUUCGUUCUGGCCACUUAUGCCUAUAAUGCCUACUACGCGUCUAAGCUCAAGUCCGAUAAGGGGUUGGCCAAGAUAAAGUCUUCAAGCUCCAAGUCGAAGAGUCCUCGCCUUGAUGACAUUUUAGCAAAGGCCGUCCCUGCGUACAAUUUGCUUCAGGUCCUGCUCAGCCUAGUGAUCACCGUGCUAACCAUAGUUGAGGUGCGAAAGAGAAAAUUUUCCCUCAUCCACAACUACGUCGAUUUUUCCAAGACUAACAUUGCACUUUGCUGCUGGCUCUUCUAUCUCAACAAACUUUUUGAUUUCAUGGACACCAUCUUGAUUGUACUGAGAAAGAAAUGGAAUCAGUUCACCUUCCUCCACGUAUACCAUCACAUUUCCGUCUUCCUCAUCAUGUGGAUUAACGCCAGCGUGGGAUAUGAUGGAGACAUCUACUACGUCAUCACCGUCAACUCCAUCGUGCACUUCAUCAUGUACCUCUACUACUUCCUAGCGAGCAUGAAAUUCAAAGUCCCCGUGUUUGCCAAGGCCUGCGUGACGUAUAUCCAAAUGAUACAGUUUCUCGCCAUCAUCCUUCCAGCGUUCUGCGUUUUGUUUUUGAAAAAGAACUCCUACUACCCCAGAAGACUGAUCGCCCUGAGUUUUUACUACUGCAUUUCUUUGUUAAUUUUGUUUGUCCAUUUUGCCUACAUUACUUACAUACGACCCAAGAAAAAAGUAGCUUAA
This is a messenger RNA of Plasmodium inui San Antonio 1, 873 nucleotides long. RefSeq lists its product as hypothetical. Gene Ontology annotation, molecular function: fatty acid elongase activity. Bases 1 to 873 code for a protein of 290 amino acids. The transcript has 5 exons. Gene Ontology annotation, biological process: sphingolipid biosynthetic process; fatty acid elongation, polyunsaturated fatty acid; fatty acid elongation, monounsaturated fatty acid. The record is from RefSeq and is a predicted model, not a curated record. Gene Ontology annotation, cellular component: endoplasmic reticulum membrane. Lineage: Eukaryota; Apicomplexa; Aconoidasida; Haemosporida; Plasmodiidae.